AUGGCGGCAAAGGCGUUCAGCUCCCAAUUGAAGUUGUACAACUGCGCAGCCCUGGAACCUUCUGCAAAUGUAUUAAGUUGGAUGAGCUGUAUUGCGAGAUAUAGCAGGCCUGCGACAUUAGCAGAUGAUGAAGGUUCUUUAUUUGUCGCAAAUACCCUCGAAGGAUUUCUUUCAGUUGGUGAUGUCUACGGGGACGAGUCGGAAGACCGUAUUUCGAUCUGGCAGGUGGUGGCUGAGCAGCUGAAGAUGUCAGGUCUCGAAGUUGUCGCAAGCAUCGCCGGGGUUGCUGGCGCUGCGAUCAAGCUCUCUGUGACGCUAAACGACGUGGCCGAUGACCUUGGAUCUGCAGGUAGAGAUGUGCGGUACAUUAGUAACGAAAUGGCGUCUUUCUCGCAGGUCUUGCGAUUGGUUCACUCUUCCCUCGAAGAUAGUCAGAAGGUCGCCGGGUCCACAGUUAUUCGAAGUGCUCUUGAAACGCUUCCGCAACUUCUGGAGCAAUGCGGACUCGUUUACCUAGAGGCAAAUGGUUUGAUGACUUCAUUGAAGCCUUCCACUGGCAGGGAUUCUUCACUGCCGUUCAUGAAGCGGGUUCGGUUCAUAUUCCAGAAGAGCAGGAUUAAUGUUCUGAGAAGUCUGCUCGAUUCCUCAAAGAGCACAUUGAACCUGUUAUUGGUGACGUUGAAUAUUGAAAUGGCUAAGACCAGAUCACCCAACAGGGAACUUAUGGACCAACUCCAAUCAGAGCGCAAGGCCUUUAUACGAGUUGUGGCAUCUCAGAGUAAAGCUUUAGAUGAAGCCCUGAAGGAAGUCGACAAAGCAAAGAAGGAGGCAUCAAAACUGAAAAGCAAGGUCGAUAAAGAGAAGCAGAGAGAGAAAGAGAAGGAGCAGGAAAGAAUACCAGAACAAAAGCCAGGGUUCGAGCCACAAUCUCUGGGAAUGCUUCCAUCUCCUUCUGUAACCUCGCUCGCGUAUACACCGCCGCAGAUUGAUAAAGCCCCACAAAACUCCAUCGUUAAGUUGGCGUUGAGUCUUGAGGCUCCCGGACCGAAAUAUACCGGAACGCCCGCCCAGCCUACACAUCCUGACACGGAUCCCUACGGGCAACGAUCGUGUUUCUGUUCACCGCCAACACCCCCCUACCCAAGUUCAUCACCACCCCCACCACCGACUUUCAACGCAGCGAACGACAGACCGAAAUCCGAUCCCAAUCGGCUAAACGCAAAGCGAGUCUUCUCAGACCCAGGACCUCCGAAGACUGCGGCAUCAGCUAACGAGACGCUUCAUCCUGGAGGAGCAAAUCGAGAGAGAUCGAGGUCUCCCUACGGAUUCUCGAGAGUGCCAAGGGACGAGCCUCCGAAGGUGGAGCGUAGUCGGGCUCCACCUCCAUCUCAUAGUCCUUCGAACACAGCGCAGGAUGAGACUCCAUCGACACCAGAGGCUGAGAGGAAGAGGGCACCCUAUACCUUUCAAUCAUCACCAAAGCCUGAAGCGAAUGAUACACUAUCUCCUGAAGGAGAAAGGGGUCGAAAGCCCUAUACAUACAAGGCAUAUAGACCACCCGGCAGUCAGCCUGAAGCCUCAGCAUCACUGGACCCCUCUCCUGGUGAGCGACAGCGUAUGCCUUACGGGGGGGCUACCCAGUUUCCCGCAUCAGACCCAAACCCACCUUACACAAGCCAACAGCAUCCACCGUAUAGCAACUCGUCACCGCGGCCCCCACCAUCCUCACCAAGUACUAACGGACCCCCGCCAAGGCCCAAAGUUCCUCCACCACCACCGCCCUGCCAUGGUACAACCUACGUCGCUCUUACUCCAUACACCAGCCACGAAGUCGGACACCUGACACUCGCCCCCUUCGAUAUCCUUGUAGACGUUGUUUCCUACAUCCCCGAUGAUGAGACUCUCCCUUACCCAACAGCGUUUGACGCGACCCCAAUGCAUUACUGGCAGGCCUCUUUACAUAAUCGACGAGGUCCACGGGGUUUGUUCCCGCAUAGUAUUGUGUGCCGGAUUGAGGAUGAUAGAUUGGCAGAGAAGGUAAAGGAGUGCUGGUUUGCUAAUGGUGUGCACCUAAUUGCGGAUAUGGCUGGACGGGUCUGGGUUGGACCAGAAUGGACGUUUGUAGAGCCACUGAGGAGAAGGAGUAAAUGGUGGGCUGAGGAGUUUUGAGCAUAUAUCGAUGAUUGAAAAAAUUGACAGAAAAUGUCCACCAGGACUUAACAAGAGGUAGAGGGAGUAAAGAUAUGCCUGCGUAUAUCAGGAGAGUUUGAAAGAGAGUUAAUCAAAUGCCUCUGAUGUGCCGCCGUAGUUAAGAGGAGCUAGAAGCAUGCCAUCUUCUUUAUGCAACGCUGUCUUGCUGUUUCCCUAUCUUUAUCAAUCGAAUGGGUUUAUUCAAACCGUACACUCUUCUGCGUACUUAAGGUGCUCCAAUGACGCGAGAACAUCGAUGUUGAACAGAAACCUCCUAGUCAUCGGGACUAGAGUCCAC
Molecule: messenger RNA, 2488 nt
Organism: Lindgomyces ingoldianus
Lineage: Eukaryota; Fungi; Ascomycota; Dothideomycetes; Pleosporales; Lindgomycetaceae
Exons: 4
Coding region: 1-2169 (722 amino acids)
Molecular function (GO): protein binding
Source: RefSeq, a predicted model, not a curated record